CUGACGCGCUCGUGUCGCGCGGCAAGCCGGCGAGAGAGGAGCCCGGACACACAUCGCACUCGCAAGGCGCGCAAGCUACAACGGUGCCUCCGUAUGGCCAUGCGUCGUUCCGCCGACCUGAUCACGAUCGCCCGAGCACUCCUCACCGUCGAUCGCCGAGUCGCCACCCCGGCGCGACUCGGCUCACCCCUAGCGGAACGGCAUCCGCUCGAUCCAAAUUGGCGGCUUGCUCUGGUACCGGUUCGCAGUCGCGUCGCUGCGAGAGAGCUGUCCCCGAGCGAGAUCCAAGCUGAUCGAAGAAGCAUUCGGAUACGCCACCGUCGAGUCUGCAUGACCAAGGGAGUAAUUCGUGUGUCUGUCGUGUUAGCGAAGAACGACCUUUGAACCUUGUCGAUAUUCGGCGUAUUCGACGACACUCUCACCCCGGAGGAGCCGGCUCAGCGGCGCAGCGGGAGGACCGAGAGCGGUGCCGUGCCUCGCCUAUCGCCGCCGCGAGUAGUCAGUGCUCGGGUUUCCGCGCGAGAACGCCGCUCUCGCUUCAUUCGGGAACGCGAAUUCGGAGUCGAUCGUUUCGUCGCGUUUCUUCGAGAGAGGAACCAUCAGUGAUUUUCAAGCCGAAAGAUUUCGGGAGAGUGCCGCGAUUCAUUGUAGAUUCAGUGUGCCGAUGAUAAUCGAAGGAAAGUGCAGUUCUUGUCUUCAAAAUUUAACGGGACAGAUCGCACGCUCGACGUUUUUCUUCGUACUUAUGUUCGCGGUAUCAGUUUGACGUUUCGAAAAGUGUCGUCCUCUCUCUUUCUCUCAGAAACACGCAAACCUUCAAGUACUCUUCGGCAUGGUUAUAUAAAAGGGUAUCAACAGUGCGCCUGAUCAACCUGAAAGAGUUUUCUCGUGGGAGGAAGUAACUAUAGCGAACAGUAACAAAACAAGAGGGAAAAAAAGAAAAACCCUUUGGAACGCCCACGUGUCUGUUACAGGCAACACUUUGCCAUUCGAGAAACUUUCUUCCUAUUCCUAUUGGCUAAACGAAGAAUUUCUCCAACGAGUUCGCGAGAUCGACUACCUUGGAAAAGAACGUUCGGCGAAAGGAUAUUGCGGGAAGGACUUUCGACGCGAUUUUCAGCGAGAGAAGGAACGCCGUCGGCGAGCACGACACGAAUCGCCGACGGCCGAUGAUUGACAUCGGCGAGUCUCAAUCGAUGAUGACGAGGACGGCGGGUGUCUCGCGCAAUCUAACGUCAUCGAUCAUCAUCACUCGGCGCGACGUUGCUCCGACAAUAGAUCUCGGAGCAUCGACGUGAUCGGCGAUCGCUACUUCAUCGCCGAGAGAGCGUCGAGAUUCGUCUCAUUCCCUGGCGAAGAGGAGAAUAAUUACGAGGAUAGCUACACACACAUACACACAUACGUGCAUCCCUUCUCGCGAGGCCGGAGGGCAGCAGAACGCGAUCGGAAGGAAGUGAGGUAUAGUCCCGCUUCUCUCUCUGGAUCCAUCGUAUAUCUCGGUAAUGCGCGCAAAUUAUGCGUCUCGCGUUUCUCUCUCCGCACGAAGGAACGGCGACUAGAAGCAAGAAGAACGAGCGAUCCGCCUGUUGCGCUUUCCUUCACCUACGAUCUUCUUCUUCCUCUUCUUCUUCAUCAUCUUCCCGUCUCUCGUUACUGCGGUGAGAAACGGGAGUGCCAACGACUGACUUCGACAGGACAGAUAUCCUUGGGGGAGCCUUGAGUUGACGUAUCUAUUCACCGUUCGCGUCAACAUUCUCACGUGUAUUGUAAUAAGUGCGUUCGCCUUCUUUGAAAUUUACCCCGGUUCGAUCUCUUCGCGCGAUCACGUGCGCGAUUCGAGGAAGCUCUCAUCUGCGGAUGUUCUCGGAAGCUCGGCGGAGAGAUAAUCAUGCGUUCCGACAAAACAGUAACGUGAGAGCGUGGAUUCUUUUAGAAUGACUUACGUCGAGAGUGAACGGAGAUCGUGCUAUCCCGGACCGACGAAUUUCUCGAGCGAUUUCUCUGACUUGGUGUCGAGGAAGAGGGUCCAGGAGUGACAUUUCUUCGGCGCGAGAACGCGAAAAACUCGUAUCGGUACACCGUUAUUCGUACCUAGUCGAGGAUCCAUUCGCCUGGAUCUCGAGAGUCGAUAAUACAUAUUUCGACGAGUGUGCACGUCAUGUAAUCCACGCGACAAUUGGUUCCUCUUUUCUAUUUUACCUCGCGCGAACUGUUCGCAAAUAUCCGAUCUUCGCGCCCUCGAUCAGAGGAAUCUAUAAAAUCGUCAAGAAUCGCCGUUUAGAAUUUGCUCGACAUCCCGGAGAGACCUUAACGUCAAAGUGGUGCUAUCGCAGAAACUGAAGACGAAGAACUUGGAGAGCGGAGAGACUUCGAGCCACGCGAAACCUUGCUUCGUCCUGAUUGGCGGCGCGGUAGCCAUGUCAUCAUCGCCGGAUCGGCACGGCGGAUCAUCACGAGGAAUCGACGUGGAGCCGGGAGAGAAUCAUCGUCGUCGGCCCGGUAUACUUAGGGCCGCCGAGUAAAUAGCCGAGGGAUCGGUAAUUCAAGGAUCGAUACCAGCGGAUCGAUCCACCAGCUCGCAACCUACGGCCUCCUUGCUGGCCUGGCCAGCUACUAUGCGAAUUGAAGCUCUCAGCACUCUCCUCGUCGCGGUGGUUUGGCUGACCGCAGUCCUGUGCCCGCGGCUUACUGCCGCCAACAAUCUGACUUUAGCCGUCUCCUCUCGAAGGUCCAGGGAACAGCCUUCCAGACGACAUAUUGCUCGCUGGAUAGUGCCACUGGAGGAGCCAACAAACAAGCGAACCCCAUAUCGAGAGAUGAAGAUGAUCCUGCGUCAGGAAGGAGGCGAGGACGGCAACCCGGUCGAUUGCUGUCCUAUGAUAUUUGAAACGGUGCAACCGCUCGGUGGUCGAAAUCGACAAGAUAUGUACGUUGACCUCUAUCGAGACGUCAAUAGUCCAAGGUUCUUCGAGCUUUCUUGCAGACCAGACGUUCUCGAUAAGCCAUGCAGGUUCAUCGACCGGAAGUUCGCCAACCAGUCUAGAUGUGUACAACAGUUCUCGUAUUCGUACGCUAUCAUCCAGAAUCCUGGAUCGAAGAUUGGAAUAGAGGAGCACAGAAGACAUCAUCAUAAAGAACACCAUCAAAUACCCCCUCCGUUUCCUGGCAAUAGCGUAAGCGGGUCUGGAUGGACGUUAGAUUAUAUCAAGGUGCGAAGCGGUUGCAGCUGCGAGAUCAUGCCGAAGCCGAAAAAGAAGAAAAUCGCAACCAAGAUGAGGAGAACGAAGAGCAAACAGCGUCAAUCGAGGGACCAAGAAUUGGACUUUGAGACGUGAAAGUAUUGACUCGCGUUUUAAUGACAAGUACAUUGUACGUGUAAUUGUGUUACUUAUUUGCGAGUGACUCAGAAGGAUAAUCGAAUGCGAGACUACAUAGAACAAGGAUGCAUGUAUAUGAAGGGUUAUCAAAUAUUUGUCAGAUAGCAGGACGUAAUGAAAACGUUACCAACGAUCGUAUCAUCGAUUUUCUGAUGACAAUUAAGUACAUAAUUAAUUUAUUAGACAUUAUUGCGUAGAACGCGUCGUUUCGUAAAUGAUGCGUUUGCCAUCAAUAGAUUUUGCAAGUGAUAUCCUUGGUGCUUCGUUUAUGAAAAGCUCUUUUAGCGUAUUUUAAAUAUUUCUUCCUAUUGAUCAUAAAUGUUUUAAUAGAAAAUUUGUCGCAAAUUAAACGUAAGUGCAAUUUUCGCGGAAAUCACUUGCCAAUUUUAAAACGAUAUAGCAAUAAAUUGACAAUUAUUAAACGUAUAUCAAGACAACGAAUGUAGCAGUUGAUUGAUGCGUGGCGAUUCAAAAGCAAUAUUUGAAGAUAAUAUCGGGAUAAUUUCAUUAAUUUUUAUUUUAAUUUACGGGACACGCGUAUGUUUUGAUGCGCGUUUUAUUUAAUUUAAUACUUUAGCUUACUAAAUCUAAUUUUUAUUUUACU
Molecule: messenger RNA, 3981 nt
Organism: Nylanderia fulva
Lineage: Eukaryota; Metazoa; Arthropoda; Insecta; Hymenoptera; Formicidae
Source: RefSeq, a predicted model, not a curated record